AUGACUGACGCAAAGCCUGCAACUGCAAAAGCAGCUGGGGAGGUACAGUCGACUGGCGCGGCAACGGUGGCUGUUAGUGGGAGGUCGGGAGCCGACGCGUCGGUUGCGACGGAGGUAAAGCCAAGAGUGACCGAGGGUAUAGCAGCAGCAGCGCCGAAGGCAGGAGCAGCGGUGACUAAGGCAGGACCAGGAGCAGCGACCAAAACAGGAGCAGCAGCGACUAAAACAGGAUCAGCAGCACCUAAACCCGGAGCAGCAGCAGCAGCAGCAGCAGCAGCAGCAGCCGCGUCUAAAACAGAGCCUUCCUCCUCGUCCGCCAAGCCCGCAGGAGCUUCCGCGGCAAAGGCCGCCUCGACACCACCGCCCAAUAAACCGCCUCCGCCCCCGCCCCAGCCAGUAAAGCCGUUUGAGCUGGAGGAUCUAGUUCGAGGCGACGUGCGCGCGAUUAAGGAGCGGAUGAAACGCGCGGGGCAGGACGAGACGAUGCUGCGGUUGAAGGAGGAGUUUCGCGCGCUCAUGGAUGGUAGCGGCGGCGCGGGCGGGGGCAACGGGAGGGUGGGAGGCGGGAGUAGCAGCUUAGGCGGGAUUUACGGCGGGCGCGGGUGUCUCACGUGCGUGAUAGUCGCGAAUAAGGAGAAGGCCGGGAAGGGCGGGUCGAACGGAUUCGUAUCCCCGAUAUGCGAUAGAGUGUUGAAACUACAGGCGGAUCUAGAAGUACACUUGGCGUCGCAAAGGAAGGCUCUUAGAGACAGCUUCGCGAAUUACCUCGAGAUAUUAAUCGCCAUUCGGUACUCCCUAAGGACGCUAUACCUGCAGAAGAACUCGAAGCGCACUAUUGGCGACCUGGUAGAGAUCUUAUUAGGAGACCGGUGCUUACACUGCUGCUGCCCGUUAGGCGGAGACGGGUACUGCAGAGCGUGCAUGUGCGCGCUGUGCAAGAAAUUUGACGAGGACCUCGUUAUAGACAGGUUUCGGAAUAAGACUAAGACGGGGCGGUGGCUCCAGUGCCCGUCGCCCAAGUGCGGCUGUUACGUGCACACGGACGGCGCGUUGGAGUGCGGAUUGGUGCGGGUUCUCACGGAAAAGGAGGCGGAAAGUGCGCUCACGGGUCCCGCGGAAGCAGGAGGAGCGGGUGGGGGGGGAGGUUCUGUGGGAGAGGGAGGAGCGGGGGGAGCGGGGGGAACGGGAGGAGCGGCAGUCCUUGAGAGUGCAGCUUCUAGUGGAAAUGCAGCUUCCGUUGUUAGUGGUGAGGGCGCAGCAGCUGUUGAGGGGGCGAAAAGGGGAAGGGAGGAGGAGAAGGAUGCAGGUGCACGUGCGGGUGCGGGUGCUACUUCGGGUAGUGAUCAAGACAGGGAUGCGCGUAAGGGGAGUGACAGUAACGGAGGAGGGAAGCGUGUUAAGGUGGAGAGUGGUGUGAUUGAGGGGAGUAAGGCCAAGGUUAAGGCAGAACCGGAUGCAGCAGAGGCUAUGCUGACGACGAGUGCAGGGGUGAAGAAGAAGGAUAUGGGGAAGUUGAGCGAGGAGAUGGCGCGGGUGAUGAGGGUGACGCGCGGUGCAGAGUGGUGCGAGCCGUACCAGCGGCUGCAGGAGCGGUUGACCGCGGUGAUGCAGAGUAACGAGGGGGUGAACAAGGUGGUGGGGGAGCUGCGAGCGUGUUUCGGCGUACAAGAGUGCAUCCGAGCGCCAGACAUGUGGUUUUUGAGACACGUGGCAACAAUGCUGGCUGCAGGCAGGAGCACCCUCUCCUUCCCCCCUCCACCCCUCCACUCCACUCCGCCUCCUCCUCUUCCCCCUCCCCAUACGCCCCGCGCCCACCUCCCUGCCAACGCCCCUCCUUCUCCAUACUCCUCCAGUCUCCCUGCCCCUCUGACUCCCUCGCACUCCCCACACCCCUCACAACCCAGUCAGCCGCCUCCCCUGUCUCUGUCACCAAGCCCCAUGCAGACCAAUCCUUCUACCAGCCCUCCUACUGUACCUGCCACCGCACCCGCUACCACACCUGCUACCACACCUGCUACCAUGCCUGCCGCCGCACCUGCCGCCGCACCUGCCGCCGCACCUGCCACUGGUCCAGUUCCGUCCCAUAACGCUUCCUCCUCAGCGCACACUGCUCAUGCGCAAGCAUCAGCACAGCAGGUCCCAGGGGUAGCAGCAUCACAAGGGGCUGUUGAGGCGCCUGGAAAGUCACAAGCUUCAGUGCAGCAGGGGUCAGGUGUAGCAGUAGUAGCAUUGCAGGGGAAGCAGCUCGGACCAGGAACUAGGACUCUGCUAGGGACCGGUAGGGGCAGAGGGAUGAAUGAGAGUGGGGUGGGCGGUGGUAGUGUGCUUGUGGGGCCCAGUACAGGUGCUGUGAAUGGUAGUACUGUUGGUGCUGGUGGUGUGGGUGGUGCUGGUGGCAAUGUAUCGUCUGUUACUGCUCACCAGCUGAUGCAACAGCAGCAGCACCAGCAACAGCAGCAGCAGCAACAGCAGCAGCAGCAGCAGCAGCAGCAGCAGCAGCAGCAGCAGCAGCAGCAGCAGCAGCAGCAGCAGCAGCAGCAGCAGCAGCAGCAGCUUCAGCAGCAGCAGCAGCAGCUUAACGGCAAACCCUACUCUGGUUCUGCUGGUGGUGUCUUAUCAGGCCAAGAGCACAGGACUGGCGAGCAAGGAGCAGCAGGGCAAACAGCAGGCUAUGGGGCAUUUUCAGCUUCCAACUCAGCUCCACUCUCCUCCACUGCUGCUCCUCGCCCCCCCACUCAUACCGGCCCGCCAAAUGCCGCUCUGAAAGCCUCAUACACUCUAUACAGCACCCAGAAGACCCCUACCAGUGCCUCUGCCUCUUCAAACACCUCCUCCAACGCCCUCUCAAACGCCCUGUCGAUCGUCCCCUCUAAUUCCCCUCUCACCCUUCUUCCAAGCGGCUCAGACACGCAUGCACACAGCCCCAGCCCUCCCCCGACCACACCUGCCAGCCGCAAUAAUCCCACUGCUCAUCUACCUGCUUCUUCCUUUCCGCCAAGUGCGCAGCCGUUCAAUAAACCCAAUACCCCCGGGUCUACCGCGAAUCCUGUGAAUCCUGUGUUUUAUCCGAAUAACGAUCCGGGUAGUAGUUCUCAUGGGAUGGCGAGUCAGCAGCAGGGUAACCACUCGUUCCCGGCAGUCUCGGUAGUAUCAGAAGGCCUUCCCCCGGGAGCCAAUCCGCUUCUGCCACCUGGCCUGUGCUUGCCCUUCCCCCCUGGUAUAGUCACAGAGGAGAGGGUUUCGGCUUCCGCCAUUGGAUUGGCCCUAGCAGCCCAUGUGGGGAGCUUGGGAGGAGGAGCAGUGUCGGCCAUUGCAGGGAUAGUGCAGCCACCACUGCCAGAGUUCAGGAACAUAUACAACGGCGCUCCGAUUCCCCUUCCUCCAACGCUGAAGAAAGCAGCAACAGGAGGAGACACCUUCCCUGCGCUCCCGCCCUCUCUGCUCGCCUCUCACCACAAUCUCUACUCUCGCCAAGCGAGUGACAAGAUCACGGGAGGGGUUGAGAGCAGUGAACGGAAGAGAGAUGCAGACUACAGCGGGGGGAUGGGCCAUGAGGAGGUGAAGAGGCGCAAGACAGGAGGCGAGGGGGCCAGUGGUGACAGAGGGGUGGCGAAUGGAAAGGUGAAAAAUGAAGGCGGGGAGUUUGCAGGAGGGGCGAUUCAAGGGGGCAUGGAAGAGGCACUAGUGGGUGCUAUAGUUGGGAAGCUGGAGCGGAGGCGUCGGGAUUUGGAGGAGAAGCGGAGGGAGAGGAGAGAGAGGCUGGAUGUUAUUGUAGGGAAGCGGAAGGAGGUGCAGGAGGUGCGGGAGGAGAAGAGGAGGCGGUUGGAAGAGGUGGAAAGGGAUGCAGAGAGGAAGGUCCGUGAAGCAGAGGAGCUGGAGGCUCGGGCGGCGAAGGCUCGGGCCGAAGCAGAGGCGGCGGUUCGGGGGAAGGCGGAACUUACAGCGCGGAUACAGGAGGAGUAUAGGGCAAGGGAGGUGAGGGUGGUGAGGGAGGUGGGGGAGGAGGAGAGAGCGAGUGUGGAGUUGGAUAAAGUGAUUGCUGAGGGGGAGCAGAAACUGAGGGAGAUGGAGAAGGAGAAGGAGGAUAUGGUGAAGAGAGACGACCAAUCUGGAGGCCCAAGUCCACCUUCUUCUCCUCCUGCCGCUGCUCCAUCCGAAGCCAGUCCAUCGUCACCCGUUUCCGCACCGCCGAGCGCCGCGCCUCCGUCGGCCAGCGGCGACACGACAACAAGCGGCGACGCGUCGUCGUCGUUAUUGUCGUCGUCGGACAUGCUACAACCGGAGACUGACGUCGUGGCGCAGGGCUCGACCGCGGCUCCGGGAUCCGAGGAGUCUCCUGGCGGAAAGGGAGACGGAUCGCCGUCGCAGCUGGACUCGAAGCAAGCCGCGGUGCUGGCGAAGGUGCGCGACCACUGGGGGCUGACGUGGAACCUGUCGCUGCCGUGCGGGGAGAUCGGCGGGCUCUCGUGCAACAGCGACGGAACCCUGCAGUCACUGGAUCUGACCUCCGCGGGGCUGAGCGGCGACAUUCCCAAGGACAUCUUCGACCUCACCACACUGCAGUACCUCUCCCUCUCUCGGCUGCCCUCCCCUUUCUUCCCCUCCCUCUCCUCCCUCCCAUCCCUCCCUUCUCACUCCAUUCCUCCCAUCCCAUCCCGCCCAUCGCGGCCGCGCAGAGUGCUGCACAGCAACCAGCUCUCAGGCGAGGUGCCCAACGUCUUUGCCGACAUGCCCAGCCUCGUCGAACUGUCGCUGGCGCGCAACAGUUUCGAGCGCGCGGUGCCCUCCUCCCUCGCCCUCUGCUCCACCCUCAUCUACCUGUCAGUGCCUCCUCUCCUCCCACCCACACUCAAAUCUGAUAACUCCAACCUUGGCUACUCUCACAUGCUUUCCCCUCUCCUCUCUGCUCCAAGGUCAAAGUUGAGUCGACUUAAACCUCAAACUCUACCUGCUCUCUCAUUCUUUCCUCUCCUCUUUCUCUUCUGUCUCUCUAUCCGGCGCCUCGAAAAUCAUCUCUUCUUUUCCUUUUUGUCCUUGUGCUGCCGCCCUGCUCGUGUGCUACCGUCGUUGCCUCACAGCAAUCUCGGUGGCAACUUUUUCAACAAGAUCAUCCCGGAGGGCCUAGGGAACCUCGUUAACCUGCGCACGCUCCUACUGUACGACAACGCCUUUGUGGGCAGCAUCCCUGACACUCUCUCUGAGCUCACGCUCCUUGAGAAACUUGAUCUCUCGCUCAACAUUCUCUCCGGGGCCUUCCCCUCCGCCCUGCUAUCCCUCCCCUCGCUCAAGUCCCUGGACGUCAGCAACAACCAGCUCUCCGGCCCUCUCCCAUCCGGCUUUGUUAGCGCAGCCAUCUCCAAUCCAGACUCAGACGGCACCUUCCUCGCAGCACAGAACUACUUCACAGGCGACGCCACCGUCCUAGUCGCCGGCGCUCCCUUCUGCCCCUCCUCCCUGCCGCAAUCCCCCGACCAAGCCCUCUCCUCCUCCGCAGCCGAAGCCCUCUCGGGAGGCCCCUCCGUCUCUCCCUCCGCCGACCAAUCCGGUCUCACAGAUUCCGCAACGGCCGGGUACCCUUCCCUUCUCCUCAAUUGCCUGACCUACUCGGCGGCCUCGGCGUGUGCGAAGGCCGGGCUGGUGGAGCAGCAGAGGACGGCGCUGGCGUGUGCGGGGUUCUGCGGAGCGAGUUUGGACGCGGGGCCGUGCGGGGGGCACGGGCGGUGUGUGACGAGGAAGGGGUCGAGCGAGGCGACGUGCGUGUGUGAUAAUGGGUUCAUGCCCGGGCUAGAGAAUGCCACGGUGGAGGGCGUUGUUGUUACUGUGCUUCCCCCGUGUGUGUUUGUGCAUUCACCUGUGCGCCCUGCAGCGGCGUGCUGGGCGUUCGCAGCAGUGGACACAGUGGCAAGCGCCUAUGCCAUUGCCAACCGCCUGCCCUCCGUGCCACCGCUCUCCACUCAGCAGGUGUUAGACUGCGCCAAGGGCGAUUGCUCCUCGGGCGGCUUCCCAGGAGACGCCUUCCGCUUCCUCGCCUCGCCUCCCCUCGUGUCCUCCAACGCGCUGUGCUCCGAGGACGAGUACCCCUUCGACGGCCAGUCCGACAGCAGCGACCAGUGCAAGGGCGUCAAGGGGCAGUACCGCAUCCCGCUGGUGUACGAGCAGAUCAGCUUCUAUGGCUGGCUGGGGAUUGCUCUCGCUGUUCAGCAGCACCCUGUUGUGGUUAGCGUUGCUGCGGACAGCGACUCGUUCAAGAAGUUCACCGGGGGUUACGUGUACAACGACCCGGCGUGCUUCGCAUCGGGCCUCGUGUCCCACAACCUGGUGGUCGUGGGCUACAACGUACUCGCGCCCGAGCCCUACUGGAUCCUGCGCAACAGCUGGGGCACGGACUGGGGCGAGGACGGGUACAUGCGCAUGGCCAUCACCGCACGACCGGAUCCCACCGGGGUGAUUGAUGUGAAUGGUGGUGCCGGCGUGUGUGGGAUCUACGCGACACCCGCCCUCUACCCCGUUGUUGCCGGCCCGUCCCCCUGCCAGCCGAACCCGUGCGGUAGCGGGGCGUGCACCGUGGUGACGGAGCUAGACGGCUCUCAGUCCAACCAGUGCCGCUGCCGCCGCGGCUUUGUUGCUGUUGACAACGUGGAUGGCUCUCAGUCCUGCGCUCCUUUGCGGGUGUGUGCACUAUACCAGACAAACCCCUGCUGGGUGGGCACGUGUGUGGACAACAACCAGGGCAGCUUCUCCUGCCUCUGCCCCCCCAGCUUCAUGCAAGGCUUGAAGGCUGACGGCACCACCACCUGCGUGCCUGUGAUUUCGGAGGAGGACAAGGGCACGUAUCUCAUCACAGGCCCUGGUGUCACCUGCUACGCGCUGGCGAUCAGCUAUGGCUUCACCCAGGCUGAGCUUGAAGAUAAGAACCCGGACCUAGACUGUUCCACGGACAUCCCUACAGGCACACUCUUGGACAUCUCCGACUCCUCGCUCGCGCCAUGCUCGCUCCCCUACACAAUCGACACGUGCGACUCGAUAGCCGAGACGUUCAACAUCUCCGCUGCAGACCUCUCGUCACUCAACCCCGCACUCGACUGCUCGCGACUCAUUAUUGGCAUCCAGAUCUGUGUGGCACGAGGCCAGCCGUACCAGAUCCCUCUCUGCACACCACAUUUGAGACGCCAGCCGUACCAGUUCCCUCUCUGCACGCGCUACCAUGAUGUGGCGGACGGCGAGACAUGCACCUCCCUCAUGCAAGUCCAAGCGCGCCCGCCCCUCUCUCCCUUCGAGUUCUUCGCUAUGAAUCCCGGCCUCAUGUGCAACAAUCUCAUUCCAACCAAGCCGGGCGACGGGCUUGGAGGGCAGCAGGUCUGCCUCUCCUCGCUGGCAUUCUCCGCGUUUAAAUGCGCGUACUCCACUUAUUACAACCAAGCGUGGCGACACGUGUGCUUCGAUCUACAUGAAGUAUUUCCGCACGCCGGCCGCAAAGGCCAAGACGACGCCUGCGAAGCUGUACGUGCAGCUGAAUAG
Molecule: messenger RNA, 7518 nt
Organism: Closterium sp. Yama58-4
Lineage: Eukaryota; Viridiplantae; Streptophyta; Zygnematophyceae; Desmidiales; Closteriaceae
Source: the annotation of a GenBank genome assembly